Molecule: messenger RNA, 1701 nt
Organism: Rhizophagus irregularis DAOM 181602=DAOM 197198
Lineage: Eukaryota; Fungi; Glomeromycota; Glomeromycetes; Glomerales; Glomeraceae
Source: RefSeq, a predicted model, not a curated record
AUGACUUUAAACUUUGUAUGGAAAGCAUGGGAAGGAGAUAUCUGGCGCAAAUCUUUAAGGAAUUUAUCCUUUAUAGCAAACACUUCUAGUAAUACGCGACGAAAUUUGAAAUUGCAAUACAGAAAGUUAGACUCUCGAACUUUAUAUAAUUCUAAUAAAAAUUCUAAUGUACAAACUCAUCAAUCAAUUCGUGUUAAACAACAUACUGGUAGAUUCUUACGUUCUAAACUAACCAUAAUUAGUUUUCCUCCUGACGAAAAAAACGAAUCAUCCAAAAUAUCUAAUGAACCGAAAAUGACAUACGAGCACUUACCAUUACGUUCCAUUAAAAAAACCUCAAUUAAUGACUUAAUUUUAGAAGGAAAAAGACAAAUGAUUAAGGCAUUUAUGCCAAAAGGAUAUCCAGAUUCAGUUACUAAAAAUUACUGGGGAUUUGUAAAAUGGCAAUUCCUUCAUAAUGUAGCAGGAUCAGUUACGGGAGUUCUGUCGACGCAGUCCUUGCUAUACGCUAUGGGACUUGGAGCAAAGUCAAUUCCUCUCGCUGCAGCAUUGAAUUGGAUCAUUAAAGAUGGUUUAGGUCAAUUAGGCGGUGUAAUUUAUGCCGCGUUCAUUAGUGACCGUUUUGAUUCUGAACCAAAACGUCAUCGCUUUCAAGCAACUGUCGCAAUGCAAAUUGCUUCAAUCUUGGAAUUAUUGGCUCCAUUAUGGCCGGGCUCGUUUUUGCUAAUUGCUUCAAUUUCAAAUAUAGGUAAAAAUAUUGCAUGGUUAGCUGGGUCUGCAACAAGAGCACAGAUGCAUAAAACAUUCGCGUUAAGAGAUAAUUUAGGAGACAUUACCGGAAAGUCAGGAUCGCAAACUACGGCAGCAAGAACGGCACUUGGUGUUGUCAUAAGCGGUACUAUCACCAAAUAUAAUCCAGAUAUUACUGCUGCAACAUCUGCCGUUCAACCUAUUAUUCCAAUCUUUCUUGCGUUUGGUCCAUUUUCAUUUUUCAACAUUUAUGGUAAUUAUAGAUCUAGUCUCUAUGUAACUACUAGUACCUUAAAUGUCCCACGUGCAGAAAUGAUUCUAUAUGGCUUGUUAAAUCAACUUGAUGGAGCAACAACAUUGUCAAAGAUCAAGUGUGACAUUAGAGAUCUUAUAUCGUCGCCAAAAAAAGUUUCAUCUGAGGAGAUAUUUGUUGGACGUUAUCAUUCUCCAUUUGAAAUACCAUUGGAAAUAGAACCAGCUUUGCAUCAUUAUACUUCUAAAAAGCAUGUCCAUGAUUUGCAUGCUGCGUUGAAACAAAAGGGGUUACUUCACUCUGAGGAAUACUUCCUUUUACAUGUUCCUUAUCACCAUUUGUUUGGCAAUUUAAGGAAAAUGAAACGUCCUAUACAACAAAAUUCUCACCGACAUAAACACCAUACUCAGCUGCCUGGUAGCAGACAACAUCUUUCAUUAUGGUUUUCGCAAAAUGCUAACACUAGAGACAUGAUUAAGGGAUUUUGUCACGCAUGUGCGAUUAGACAUGCUCUGGAAUAUGUCGAUCCUGCUACGUCCGAAGAUAAAGAUCAAGUGUUAGAUAUUAUCCGAGAUACUCAUAUCUUAGUGGAGAAUUCAUUUGAGAGUCUUAUUAGUGCACUUGAGAGUAAAGAGUGGGAAACUGAACAUGUUUUCUUUACAGAAAGAGAUGAUGGAAGACUAUUUGUUGAAAAAUAA